GUGACAAACACAUCGAGAGAAAGAGCUCCACUGUUUCCACAAGCGUUGCACCUAAACAACAGCCAGAUGAGCAGCGUUUGAAGCUUUUGGGGAAGUGAACCCAUGCAUGCACCGCAUACAUUAAUGUGUGUGUGAAGAUAUUUGGAUACAUUGGAGGUUUUUUCGAGGAAUUAAAAGUGGACUAAUGGAGCUGCUGGGGAACUGAGGGCUGGGCUGUGACUGCCUGCAUUGUUGCAUAUAUAUCCCGGGAUGGAAUCAUUUCACCACCUCAUUCAUCAAAGGAAUUAUUGAUUAUUACUCUUGUUUCCCGUCUCGAUGGUGCAUGAAGGGAGGGACAUGGACGGCAUCGGGAACACCAUGCAGAAGAAGGCGGCAGAGCUGGAGCGGCUGGCCGAGGUGCUCGUCACCGGAGAGCAGCUGAGGCUGCGGCUCCAUGAGGGGAAAGUGAUCAAGGAUCGGCGGCACCACCUGCGUACUUACCCAAACUGCUUUGUGGCCAAGGAGCUCAUUGAUUGGCUGAUCGAACACAAGGAGGCCUCAGACCGAGACACAGCCAUCAAGAUCAUGCAGAAGCUCUUAGACCAGAGCAUAAUUCACCACGUGUGUGACGAGCACCGGGAGUUCAAAGACCUGAAGCUUUUUUACCGCUUCAGGAAAGACGACGGCACAUUCCCGUUGGACAGUGAAGCCAAAGUCUUCAUGAGGGGGCAGAGGAUCUAUGAGAAGUUGAUGAACACAGAAAACAACUUGUUACAAACCAGAGAGGAGGAGAACGGGACAUUCGAGCGGGCGCUGACGGCCACUGAGUUCAUCGACUGGCUGCUCCAGGAGGGCGAGAUAGCAACCAGGGAGGAGGCAGAGCGGCUGGGACGAAGGCUUCUCGAACACGGCAUCAUCCAGCAUGUAACCAACAAGCACCACUUUGUUGACGGGCCCCUCCUCUACCAGUUCAGGAUGAAUUUCCGGCGUCGACGGCGGCUGAUCGAACUUCUUCAUGAGCGAAGCCGAAGCAUCCCCGAGAGUCACGACAGUCCCUUCUGUCUCCGCAAACAGAACUCAGAUGGAGGCAACACCAGCUUCCUCUCAGUGAGUCCUACUAAAGAGAUUAAGGUGGUGGUCGGAGUUCGGCGGAGCAGCAUGAGCAGCAGCUGUGGCAGCAGCGGUUAUUACAGCAGCAGUCCUACGCUCAGCAGCAGUCCACCUGUCCUUUGCAACCCCAAGUCUGUUCUGAAAAGACAAGUGAGUCCAGAGGAGCUGCAGACACCAGGAGGACCUUUUAUAAAGAAGACAGUAACUAUUGUAGGUGAUGCUGUGGGCUGGGGUUUUGUGGUGCGAGGCAGCAAACCCUGUCACAUCCAGGCUGUGGACCCUGGUGGACCUGCAGCAGCUGCUGGCAUGAAGGUGUGUCACUUUGUGGUGUCGGUGAACGGACGGAACGUCCUCUCUCAGGACUACCGGACCGUCAGCGACCUGAUCCUGACUGGACCCAGGACGAUAGUCAUGGAGGUGAUGGAGGACGCAUAAGUUUGAAUAGAGCCGUGACAGAAUCCCUCAUAGAUGAGUAGUGCAGUAAUAACAUGCGGACUAGAAGGUUUAGUACUUGACCUCAAAACCACAGCAAUAGAGCAACGUGGACGUCUUGAAACACAACUCAUACUCUCUCUGUUCCAACGAUGUUUGGACAAGGUGAAUGACUGAGAGACAGAGUGUGUUUAAGAAACGUAUAAAAGUCAAGUAAAUGAUUCAACCUGUAGACAAAACACGCAGGUUGUGCUUGCUUUUUUUCUUUGGAUAAAGAGGCACAGGCAUAAAAGUGCCACCACUUCUACAGAUGGUGAUUCAACUGCUUCAGUGAGCUCACAAAGGCUCUCAGUCUUAUUGAAAAGGCCUCCGACUUUAUGUGUGGAAGAGGAACCCAUGUUCCCUGUUUUUGUUUGAGUUUAAAACCAGGACUGUUUCAUGAAUCUGUUGCUGAACAUGACGAGUGUUUAAAGGAUGAGAGAUCAGGUUUGUCAUUAAAACCAGGAGAUGAACAUGUACAAGCUGAAAAUGUAACAAAAAAAAAAAAAAAGAAUAUUUCAUGCUGACACAGUCAGUGACCUCUCCUCCAGUUAGUUUCUAACCAUCGACUAAAACUCCUAACGGCUCAACACUGCCCUCUGCUGGAAGAGACAGGAAGACACACAGAGAGGGAGCAUUUAUACUACAGCUACAGUCUGUAAAUCACAAGUCUGGUUUCAGGUUGUUUUUUCCUGCUUGGGCAACCAGUAUGUCAAAUUGCCCUUGUCCUGUAAAAGAAAUUUACAAAUAAAUUGAUGCCCAGGUAGAUUUACGUGUAGCUGCUAGGAAUUAGUUUUCGUGAUAAAUAUGCAGUGAAAAAAUGUAUGUGACAUUAACAGGCACAAUGUAAAUAGAAGAGUUAAAAAAGACUUAACGCACAAGUAAACUGAGGAAUUCCUGCUUUAGAAGAAUGGUGUUUAUCAGAUUAAGCAUCAUAAACUACAGCUAUGAGAACAUUUUGGAGACUUUAUAAGUAUUUUUUAAAGGAAAAAUGUUCCCUGAUCUAUAUUAGUAGUUAGUUAGUUAGUUAGUUAGUUUAGUUUAGUUUUUUUAAGAUGACACAUGCAAACCAGAAACUUCCACAUUGACAUAAGAUGUCAUUAUUUGUAAAGACAUUUGUUGAAAAGAAUAAGAACUCAAGAGAGCAAAUCUUCUCAACUUUAAAAUAUUAGGAAGAAAUUUAAAAUAUUUCUAAGAUGUGUUGCAUUUAUUUCCAAAACACAAAAGACUAGGUGUGUUUCAUACCUGUGAAAACUGCCAAAUAAAUAUUAAACUACAAUUGAAGUCAUGUGCUGCCAACCAGAUUUAAUUUGUAAACUUAAAAGAUUUUCUUUUAGCGAAGAGUAGAUUCAGUUUAAAUUGUAUCUUAAAUUUUCUUUUAUGUUUUUAGAGUGAAAGGAUAGGAUUACUAUAUGAGCACUUGACCUAUUAAACCAUUGUUUUAUAUUGACAUUAGCACUUAAGUGAAAAAAGCUUCCCUUUUAAAAAGAAGAUUUAAAUGCAUACAUACAUACCUAUACUGUAUGGCAGCACAGAUUCUGGAAAUAUCUGGUCAAUAUACUGGAAUGGCAGCAGAAAAACCUGCACAAAUAAUUGUUUCUUUAUAAUUAUUUGGUUGAAAUGAGCCUUUAGAAGAUUAGCUGGACUAAAGAAGGCUUAACGUUUAAAUAAAUAGAUUUUGUAGUCUCCAAAAUAUCAUCAGAAUUAACUGUAUGUGUAUAGACUGUGCCACCAUAUGCUUAGACAUACUAGCAUGAGAAGAUCACAUUUAAAACUAAAUUAUUACAAAAGUAGAGCAUGGAUUAGUGAUGCUCAAGUGGCUUAUACAGUAUGUGUCUGUAACCUAUGUUUAACUCCUGAGUAAACACUUGUGUCUAUAUUGUACAGGUUUCGCCCCUAAAAACUCACACUAUUGGGUUCAUCCUUGCAGGCAAUCGUGAAGAUUUUUUCGCGUCCAUAUGCCCUGCAGGAACUGUCUGACAUCCGCUCCUGCUGCAUAGUUCUGCUCCCAUUUUUGCUUAAACAUCAAGCAGUCAACAGGUGAAUAAGUAAAUGGGAGAAUGACUUGCAUAUAUUGAGCGCCUUUCUAGUCUUCCGACAACUCAAAGCGCUCUAAACUACAUGUCAACAUUCACUUAAUCACACAGUGAUACAGAGGCUGCCAUGCAAAAGUCCUGCGAAAGCCGCCUCGGAGCUGUCCACUCCAGGCGUUUGCUGGUUCUGUGCUCGAUCCUCCACUUCUGCUGGUGGACAUUGGCGUCACAGUGAAGCAUAGACUACAUCAGCUACACCUUUUUUUCCAAAAGCAACAGCUCUAAGAGGGCUCCUUUGGUUCCAUCUACGUUGACUGAAGAAAUGCUUGUUUUAAUCGGGAGCAGAACUUUAGUUGCAAGUGCGGAUGUAAGGGGGGCCCAUGCAGAGCAUUAGGGCGCCCAAAAAAUCUUCAAAAAUGUGCAUGUGCGUGGGGAUUAACCCAACUGCAAGAACUCUUGGAUGGCUACGCCUUUAGUGAAAAAAAUCCGAAAUUCGCUACAUAACUAACAGUACUUGUUUGUUUGCUUUAGACAAAACAACACUGCCUGGUUCAUUGAAUAUCUACUAGGUUUAGAACUGAAGUGAGUUAUUACUAAAUACAAAUGCAGUAAACCUUUUUCUGUUCAACAUGAACAUAUAUUCAGGAAAACCGUAUUGCCAAACAGUAGAAUUAACACACAGUGUAUGUCACAGGGAACUGCCUGCAAGUCUCUGAAGUGAGUUAUUCAUCGGGCAUCUCAUUUGCUGUUCCUCAAUGUGCUUUGAUAUUGUAUGCAGUGAAAUGCAUGAUUCCUGUAAAUCUGUGCUUAUGUAGCAUUGGCCUCUAAUCCAAAGCGCUUCUUCAGUUUAUUGGCAUGUGAGACUGAGUUAUCUGACAAAUCAUUUCAGAAGUAAAGUAGAUUUUAUCAUGCUUUCUGCAAUGCUCCAUUUUCAGGACAAUGAUAAAAGAAGAAAACUUCCUCAGCUGUAUAGAUUAGAAAUAGUACUAUUGAACAUUUUACAGACAUUGGUGAUGUUUUCUGGUUGAUAAACAUUUAUUACAUUUUGUGCAUUUAGUUGCUAAUCUUAAACCUGUUCACUCAAUUUGUUGGGUGAUGCCAUAAAACAUACAUUUUUAUUUUUUGGAGUUUGCUGUGUUUGGAGAAGAUAUAACAGGACACAGAGAUUUGACAUAUUUUGAUGCAUUUACAGAAUUCUUUAAUUAGAUUUUUCCACACAGCUAAUCAGCAGAUAGAGUGACAAAAAUCACUUGUUCUGCAGAAAUGAGUGAUUCUUCUCCAGGGUUUUCAUUAGUCUACUGUAGAUAUACGAUUAAAAGCUGAUCUCUACAUCAGCAUUGGUGAUGAUUCUGAAAAAAAGAGAUGGAAAUGUUUCCUGUUUGUCUGAAGGCAGUUUGGAAAGGUUGAUAAGGGUAACAGUUGAGUUUUGGCAAAUGGAAAUAUGCCAAAGUGUCAAAUGUGUCCCUUCAAAUGUAUAAAAACGUCUGGAGAGAGUUUUGUGGUCAUUAGUUGGCUGAAACGGGUUCACUGACUGUUCAACUAUACGCCUGAAAGCAUUUGCCUUAAGACCUCAUUUUGCUGCUAAUCACAAUUUGUGGUCAUCUUUUCUCUUGUUCUGUUCCCAGAUCUGUUUAUCAAAGACCUUGUAUAUUUAAAGUGCUCAUGUAACAGGUGAUCGUGCCGCAGUUCUGUUGACAAUCAGUAUUUUAUGGACACCACCUUCAAAUAGCACAGCAGGAGUUUCAAAAGCAAUGGUCCGACAGAAUGUAUUUCCUUCUACAUUGUGCUGUUGAUAUUGACAGUUUUGUACUUCAGCUUUGAUGCUUGGUUCACUCAGUUCACUAAUUAAAGGGAUUAUUUUUGCUUAAUGUUCACCUCAUGAGGCCCGAGCUAGGGCCCAAACAUUUUCAGUCUGUUUAUUUUCUCCGCUAUCAGAGAUUGAAUGUCAGGUUUGACGACAAUAUAAGCUCACACAGUUCCACUGUCUGUUUUUGAUAAAACAGCUUAAAGCUCAUUCUGAUGUUCUGAUGUAUUAAACAGUUGAUUAAGUGUUUAAUAAACAAACUG
Anoplopoma fimbria (sablefish) is the source of this 5660-nucleotide messenger RNA. It is a transcript of the gene deptor, whose product is annotated as DEP domain containing MTOR-interacting protein. The transcript has 10 exons. Gene Ontology annotation, biological process: intracellular signal transduction. The record is from RefSeq and is a predicted model, not a curated record. NCBI's taxonomy places the organism in Eukaryota, Metazoa, Chordata, Actinopteri, Perciformes, Anoplopomatidae. Gene Ontology annotation, molecular function: protein binding. The coding region runs from base 316 to 1524 and encodes 402 amino acids.